UAUUUAACAAGAUAUAAAAGCAGCAUUGAAGAAAAAAACUAAUCACUCAGUUUCAAUAUGGCGAGCAAGGCGGUUACGUCGGCACUAGUCUUCGUUUACGGAACUUUAAAGAGCGGUCAACCCAAUCAUCAUUGGCUAACCCUACCACAAAAUGGUAAAUCUACAUUCCUUGCCAAGGGCAAAACAUCUGUGAAAUUUCCCUUGGUCAUUGGCACAAGAUACAACAUUCCAUUUUUGCUUGAUAAGCCUGGACAGGGCAAUCAAAUAGAAGGAGAAAUCUAUGAGGUUGAUAAGGAUAUGUUUGGGAAACUUGACGAACUGGAAGAGUAUCCCAAAUACUAUGAUCGUGAACAACAGCAAAUUCUAACCGAGAAUAAUGAAACCUUGCAAUGCUGGUUAUAUCUGUUGCGUAAAUUCCCCGACAGAUUGUUAGACAAGCCGCAUCUUACAUCGUAUAACAAUUCUUCAGAGCAGCCGUAUAACGAAAAGUCAGUGCGAGAUCCUAAGAUAGUGGCCAAAGACGACCUGAACUAUUAAAAUACUCAUUUAAUCAUCCUAUUCCAGCUACCUCGAGAGCCAUCCGGAUGAUCUUUUAACCGAUCCCUGAUAAUGAAAUAAUACUAGGAAACGCCCUUUUAUAAACGGAUUUCAAGGCAGUUUCAUAUUCUAUUACAAUGAUUCUAAUCAUUUCCGAUAAUUGUUAAAUAAACAUAAACAAAGGCAAACUUA
Molecule: messenger RNA, 729 nt
Organism: Drosophila willistoni
Lineage: Eukaryota; Metazoa; Arthropoda; Insecta; Diptera; Drosophilidae
Product: putative gamma-glutamylcyclotransferase CG2811
Exons: 2
Coding region: 58-537 (159 amino acids)
Molecular function (GO): gamma-glutamylaminecyclotransferase activity
Source: RefSeq, a predicted model, not a curated record